AUGCUCAGGAGAUUACAGCAGGUGAUGGUGCUGCUGAUAGACUGGUGUUAUAUUACAAUACAAACCAUAAUUCCUGUUUCACAACUCCCCUUGUGGGUUUUAAGGAGCGCUGGGGCGGUCCUGCCCCAGAGUAGGAACAGGACGAGCACAGAGUGCAGAGCACAGAGUACAGGGCUGUGGGAGCAUCGCCUGCCCUGGCUGCUGGGCACAGGGCACACACAGCCUCCCCCUGCCCUGCUCUGGAGGAUAUUUGCUGGGUUUCUGCAGGCAGAAGGACCACGCCAGAGCUGGAUGAACAUGGACUCAGCCUCGGAGCGGCUGCACGGCAGAGGUCCCAGCACGAGACACAAAGCCUCCUCAGCAGUGGAGUCCUUCAAACGUAUUGGCAUCCUCGUCCUGGCCGUGGUGCUCACCUUGGCCUUCCUGGUUGCAGUUGGGUUCUUGGUCAAGGUUUACCUGGACUACCACUACUUGUUCUGCAAACAGCCCCUGAAGCUGGUGCCGCUGCAGAAGGUGUGUGAUGGGCAGGUGGACUGUCUGCAGGGUGAGGACGAGGCCAACUGUCCCCAGUGGGUCCCUGAGGGGCCACUAGCUGUGGCCCGUGUUUCCAAAGACAGAUCCAUCCUGCAGGUGCUCAACAGGAACACUGGGGCCUGGUCCUGUGUCUGCCCUGACCGCUUCGACCUGGCGCUGGCCAAAGCAGCCUGUGAGCAGAUGGGCUACAGCAGCAUUCCCAUUUUCCAGGAGGUGGAGCCAGGUGAGGGGCAGCCCCUGCCUCCCCAGGAGGUCAUGCUGAGCAAUGGGACCCUCCAGGUGCUCGUGCCUGGCCGGAAAUGCCUCUCUGGGUUGGUCGUUUCACUCUUUUGUUCCAGCUGUGGGCAGAGUGUGAGGACGCCACGCGUGCUGGGAGGGAGCCCUGCUGCCAUCGAGGCCUGGCCCUGGCAGGUCAGCCUGCAGUACAAGAAGGAGCACAUCUGUGGGGGCAGCAUCAUCGACCCCAGCUGGGUCCUGACAGCUGCACACUGCUUCAAGAACAACCCCAUCAUCCAGAGCUGGCGCGUGCAGGCUGGCUCCGACCUCCUCCUGGGCACCACCACCCUCGCCGUGGACAAGGUCUUCCUGGCUGAUGUGACACCUGCCUCCCCCAGGGAAAAUGACAUUGCCCUGGUGAAGCUGAGCUCUCCUGUGCGUGUCUCAGACAGCGCCAAGCCCAUCUGCCUGCCCUAUUUUGACGAGGAGCUGGUGCCAGGCACUCCCCUGUGGGUGAUCGGCUGGGGCUACACAGAGGAGCACGGGAGGCUGUCGGAGCACCUGCAGCAGGCAGAGGUGGAGCUCAUAGACGAGCGGAGCUGCAACCUGGUUGCCUAUCACGGGGACGUCACCGAGAGGAUGCUGUGUGCUGGGCUGCCCCAGGGAGGGGUGGACACCUGCCAGGGGGACAGCGGUGGGCCCCUCCUGUACUCAGGAGGGCACUGGCAGGUGGUGGGCAUCGUCAGCUGGGGCCAGGGCUGCGGCUGCGGCACCCCCAGCACACCAGGUGUCUACACCAGUGUCCGUGCCUACCUCGACUGGAUCUCGUCCGUCCGCAGG
Acanthisitta chloris (rifleman) is the source of this 1590-nucleotide messenger RNA. RefSeq names its product transmembrane protease, serine 4 (gene TMPRSS4). The record is from RefSeq and is a predicted model, not a curated record. Gene Ontology annotation, cellular component: membrane. Gene Ontology annotation, molecular function: protein binding; serine-type endopeptidase activity. Gene Ontology annotation, biological process: proteolysis. Lineage: Eukaryota; Metazoa; Chordata; Aves; Passeriformes; Acanthisittidae.